CUAUCUCUGCCAGGGGAACGUGCUGGUGAGUGACAUGGUGACCAGCGGGUACAAGCUGUCGGGCACCUGCCGGAGCAAACCCCGAGGGAAAUGCGGCCAUGGGGGGCGGAACGACGUGACCCAGAACUUCUCCCCGACCGGCGGCAUCAACAAAGAGACCUCGGACCCCCAGCUCUCGCCCCACCACCACCUGCACCGCCAGGCCGCGGAGCUAGCCACCCGGGCCACCCGGGACUUCUUCGUGGGACCAGGUUCGGGGCUCCUGGCCCAGGUGGGCUCGGCCGCCUUCCGGAAGCUCUUCAACCUGGCCGGCUACUCGCUGACCUUCGCCAUCGACACGACGGGCAGCAUGAGCUCCGACAUCGCCCAGGUCCAGCGCGUCUGCCUGGAACUCAUCCGCCAGCACGUGGGCUCUGCCGACGCGCCCCACAACUACGUGCUGGUGCCGUUCAAUGACCCAGAUGUGGGACCCGUCUACACCACCCAGGACGUGGGGCAGUUCGAGGCGGCCAUCGCGCGGCUGGUGGUGAAUGGUGGUGGGGACUGUCCCGAGCUGGCGCUGACCGGCCUGGAGAUGGCGCUGCGGGCGAGCGAGCCCCGCUCGAAAAUCUUCCUCUUCUCGGACGCGGGGGCGAAGGACGAGGCCCGGCUGGAGCAGGUCAAGGUGCUGGUGGAAUCGACCCGCAGCCAAGUCAACGCCCUGCUGACGGGGUAUUGCGCCACCCGCAGCGCCUGGGCCGUGAACAUCUUUGAGGAGCUGGCAGCCUUCUCGGGGGGCUACUAUGUGCUGACGUCGAAGGCUGAGCUCUCGGGGGUGCUGGGGGUCAUGGAGCUGGCCCUCAACGCAGCCCCCAUCACGGUGACCCGGGCCCGGCUCCUCGGCUCCCGCUUCCCCUUCCCCGUGGACGACACCCUGAGUGAGCUCUCCAUGUCCGUGCGCAGCCUGGCCGGCAGCAGCUUCAGCGUCUCCCUCCUGCAGCCCUCAGGCGGGUCGCCGGCCGGUGUGGAGCCGGUGAUCAACACGGCCCUGCACAAGGUGCUGAAGCUGCGGCUGGUGGAGGCCGUGGGGACCUGGACAGUGGCACUGACCCCCAGCAGCAGCUACGAGGUGGAGAUCGGGGGCAAGAGCCUGUUGGACGUGACCCUGCAGAUCCUGGAGCGACGCCAGGACCUGGUGCUGCCCAUCCAGGGCCGGCCCGUGCGAGGGGCGAAUUACACCGUCUCAGCCCGGCUGCUGGGGGAGGCACGUGGCGCCCGGCUGCUCCGGCUCCUGGCCCUGGACGGUGCCGGGGGCCCGGUGGGCACCGCGCCCCUGAACCAGAGCACAGAUGCCAGCGGGAACCUCCUGGCCCUGGCGCCCAUCAGCUUCCAGCUGCCGGCCACGGUGCUGGGCGUGGAGGGGCUGACGGGCGCCGGGCUCCCCUUCACCCGCCUCCGCCCCGACCCCAUGGCCACCGAGUCAGUGCAGGUCCGGGCCCUGGACGGGCAGAAUG
This is a messenger RNA of Chrysemys picta bellii (western painted turtle), 1493 nucleotides long. The record is from RefSeq and is a predicted model, not a curated record. Lineage: Eukaryota; Metazoa; Chordata; Testudines; Emydidae.